AGGCGUUGAAUGGCGUCGCUAUCAUCGUCAGAAUACCUCUGAUCCUUGUUAUUGCAGUAUUAUUGUAUCGACGCUUGGCUCAUGAGGUAUUGCUUUCCAUUUAAGCAAGAAGUCUUUUUCUUCUUAUAUAAAUAUUUAAAAUAUAACUCAGUGAUUGACAGUUUUUUCAUAUAUCAUUAUUUCCUCGUUUGAUUUCUUUGUUCCUACCUUAAGACAAGUUUGUAGUUUUCUUAAUAGUUAUCAUUUGUUUUGUGUUGUGAUAUACAUAUAAUGAAGUAUUAUAUGCAAUUAAUGCACAGAUAAUGAGAGAUAAGAAACAUGAGUGAUAGAACAAAAGCAACGCAGUUAUAGUGUGCACAAAAGUGAAAUUAUCUAUCAUCGAACUCAAAUUGAACACUGGAAUUGCAUCAUAUUGCAAUAUCGUUAAUAGUUAGAUCUGGAUCAUGAAGCAAGAGAAAUCAAAGAAGCACGCGCUUUUCCAAAUAGUCAAGAUUUUGUGGCAUCUCGAUAUAUUUCGUCGUAACUUUAGAGAAAUUUCUGUUCAUGCUUGCACAAAUGAAUCUUGUAUAGUCUGCGCAUUAAGGGAUUUGUUUUCACAGUUACAAUUUUCUCAAGAAAGCACAUUGCCGUUAGAUGCACUACAUCGAAUUCUUGCAGAGAAUUUCCUUGAUCAGCAAAAAUUUCAAUUUGAUUUUAUGGAUGAUGCUACAGAAUGCUUUGAAACCAUUUUAUUACGUAUUCACCUUCAUAUUGCAAGCAGUGAGACAGCGGAUAUGUGUAAUGCACGACAUUGUAUACCACAUCAGAAAUUUGCUAUGAUUCUUGUCGAACAAAGCGUAUGUGGAGUUUGUGGUGCAACAUCAGAACCUUUACCUUUCACACAGAUGAUUCACUACGUAUCAGCGUCAACAAUAACAUUGCAAGCAAGACAUAAUUUACUAUCUUCUCAAAACAAUCCUAAUUUAUUUGGUCAACUUUUACGUCAUGCUAGUGGUAUGGGAAAUAUUCGAGAAUGUCCCAACUCUUGUGGAGCAAAAAUCCAGAUUUGUCGAACAUUGAUAAAUCGUCCAGAAAUCAUUUCAAUUGGUAUAGUGUGGGACAGUGAGCGUCCUACUAUUCAGCAUAUAAUUGAUGUAUUUGCUACCAUAAACAUAUCUUUGCGACUUAGUGAUGUAUUUCAUAGCGUAGUUGAUUCACACUGGCGAACAUCAGUAGUCCACAAUCUUGUAGGUGUUAUAACCUAUUACGGUAAACACUACUCCACUUUCUUUUUCCACACAAAACUAAAGCGAUGGAUAUAUUUUGACGAUGUAAACGUCAAGGAAAUAGGACCCCGAUGGGAACAGGUCAUUGAUCAAUGUUGUCGUCGACGCUAUCAACCAUUACUAUUGUUAUAUACGUCACCUUGCACGUCUCCGACUAAUAUGAAGAAUGUAUCAAAAAUUAAUAUAAUAAAUAAUGAAGGGAGUGAUAACAAGAGCAGAUCGAUAACACCUAAUCCGGAAAAACCAUCAGUUAGUAAUACAGCAAGACGAGCGAUAACACCAAACCCAGAUAGUCCAUCUUACAUUUACACACAAAAACUGAUAUUGAGUGACUAUCAAAAUCUUAUAGAUAUACCAAACAAUAUCAGUAAUCAAGGUAUCGAUAUUGUUAAUGAUAAUAUUGAUUCAAAAUAUGUUGGCGGACAAAGAGUUGAAAAUGUUAUACAUCAACAAAAAGAACAAAUUGCAUUAACACAUAGUCUUAACUCUGCCUGUUCACCUCAAGAUAUUAUAAACAUACGUGAACAUUUGAACAUUUCACAGCGACGGGAUUCGGGUAAUUGGUCAGGCGACCGUAAUAGUGCUUCAUCUAGUUCAUCAACAACAAUGGAUAAUCCAUACCUAUAUAUUGUUAAUAAGAUGCAUAAAAAUACUGGCAUGCCUAAAAGUCCUUUAUAUAAAUCUGUUGAAUUCUCCAACAAUAACAGUGCUCAUUACGAUGCUGGUUAUGAUUCUUAUUCUUUAUCUUCUACAGACAGCCUGCCACUUCAACAGAGUCUUAAACAUAAUCUUCAGCUUGCACAAAUACCCGAACAACAAAUAUCAACAAUUGACUGUGAGCGAUUAUGGAUUGAAACCGAUACUCUUAUGGGAAAAGCUCAAGCAGCCGAAAGGGCUGGAGAUUUAGGCAAAGCAGUUAUUUUGUGUACUGCAGCAACCGGCAAAGCGAGAGAAGCUAUGAAUAUUCCAUACAGUAAUUCCAAUACAAUUGAUUUAGCUAAAAAAAAACAUAACUCUUGUGUGAUAAGAAUGAGUUACUUACAAAAGAAAAUCAAACAAGAACAGGCAGUAAUAAAUAGUAAUAAAGACGAAAAAAACGAAAAUAGACAUUUACGUGACACUAGUAAAUUAAUUCAAAAUUCACGUCAAAAUUGUCGCGAUAAAGGAAAUCAUUCUAGACGAAAUAGUCGAGAACUUUUAGUAAAUAUACCAGCACUUGUAGAUGAACCCAUUGUAAAAAGUAUUGAAAUUUAUGCAACAUUACCAAAAAACAAAAGUUUGCAAAAGAAAAUCACAGCAGCAAAUAUUGUAAAAGAUGAAGAAUAUAUACUUUACAACUGUCCGAUGCAGACAACUGAAUUAUCUAAGAAUUCAAGACAUUUAAAUGAUGAAAAAAAAAAUAAAAAAAGAGCACUUAGCGAAGACCGCAAUAAAAAUGUAUCUAAAGAAUUAUCAAUUGUUUUAUCAAAAUCGAUAUCCAAGUUAUCUAAAUCUGAAAAACUUGAUAAUGUCGACGAUUCAUUGAAGUAUUUGAAAAACCAACAGAUAAAUUCUCUGCCUUUAAUUAAUCAAAAACAAAAUAAAAAGCAACACAGAAUUCGAAGAAAAUUAUUGAUGAGUGGAUUAACAAAAAGAAAAAAUCAAAGUAUGCCAGAUUUACGAGAAAAUCAAAAUAGUCAAAGUAGUCCAAAUUGUAACGGAUUAAUUAAUAUUUUAUCAAAACAAUCUAUUGACGACUUAAACGUCAGACUCAAUUCAAAAAAUACUUCGAAAAGUCUCUGUGGUUAUCUUUCUGAGGGUCAUUUGGAAUUCACGAACGCUAGUAAUGAUAAAAUAGGCUCAAAUAACCCUAACAUACACAAAAGUCACCUAAUGCAAAAGAAUUUUCAUAAUAACAUUGGUAAAGUAUUACAAGUAACAAAAGUUCCUCCUCCACCACCACUCAGAACAACUUCUCAACUUAGCAAAUCGAAACCGACAAAUCCAGUACAUAAUAGCGAAUAUCAGGCAGAUAAAAUUUUCUCUAGACUUACAAAAGAGCAGAAUAUUCCUUACCAAACACAAUCUCAGACUAACGACUACUGGACUCAGAUGAGCGUUAAACAUCCAUUGCAAACAAAUCCUUCAAUAUCAAAUUAUACAAACUGUGAUUCAAAGUUACAUUCAUCAUCACUUGGUGCAACUUACAAUUUAGAGAAGAAUCCAAAUAAAAUAUCAAAAUCUAACCGUCAAAAUACUUACAAUUUUAGUAAACAGCGAGCUGAAGAUGACAUCGUUCAAUAUGCGAAUAGUACUCUUUGUGAACCAACAUUUGUUAUAACCCAGGCUGAUAUUCACAAUGAACAAAUCACAGAGAAACAAAAACUCAAUACAGAUUUCCUUCCACCUUAUCCUGAAAAUGGAAUUGUAUCACAUUCAAGACAAUUCAGUGAAGAAUUUCCUCCUCCACCAUAUCCAAUUCUACCAUUAGUUUCUUAUUCACAAGACGGAAGCGAUGAUUUUCCACCACCCCCGUCACCAAUUGAAAAUAUUAAUCAAAUACAACUAAAUGAAAAUAUACAUUUCCAAGAAUCUCAAAACCAUACUCAAUACAAAUAUGAAUCCCACCACAUUACUAAUCUUUUAAGUCAGUUGAAACUGAAAAGAGAGCAAAUGCGUAUUUGUAAGGCUGUAGAAAAAAGAAAAGAGUCUCACAUUGAUGAAAAUAAAAAAAAUCAAAAUAAAAUAUGGAUAGAAGAACUACAAACGAAGCAAGCUGAAAGACGAUUUAAACAACAGAAAUUACUAGAUCAGGAUAUUCCAAAAACAAGAAUGAAUUCUACACUAAAUACUAUAAAUCUUAAUAUUGCCAGAACCAAUGAUCUUAAAAUAGGCUCAAUAAUAAACACAGAUAUUGGACAUGAUGUUACUGAUUAUUCACGGACAAUUGUAUCUUCAGUUAGAGAUAUAGCUGCAAAAUUUGAACAGAAAGUUGAAAAUAUUAAGUCACAUAAUCGCAUUUUUUCAAAUUCAAUUGUUACAAUCACUCAAGAUUAUCCAAAAUUAGAAGAUCCUAAAUUAACCAAAAAUAUCAAAGAUAAUAUUAUAACAAAUAAACUAGAAAAUGAACAUCUAAAUAAAGUUAUAAAUCCUUCUAUUGAAUCAUCACUAAGUCCAAAUAUUAAAGCUUAUAUGAUAAACGAUUCCCCUACAGGAAAUGAAAAUAAAUUAAAUGCAACUAUUUUAUCGAUGUCUUUGACUUUACCACAUGAAAAUGGAUUACCUGUUGAUUAUCCAGAGAAUGAUAUUAGUGAUGUUGCCAUGAAAAAUACACUUCAAAAUGUUACUAUCUUACCUAAUAACGAUGAUAUUGUACACCCUAAAAUUAAAAAACCUAUUGGUAAAAAAAAAACUGUUUCAUUUUGUGAUCAAGUUGUUCUUGUUGCUACUGCUGAAGACGAUGAAAAAAAUUCAUAUAUUCCAAAUCCAAUUUUACAAAGAGUACUCCGAUCAGCAAAGAAUAAACCAGAAACAGCACAAGUAUUACAAGAAAUAAAAUGUUUACAAAAAACUGAAAUGAACAGUGAAUUAAAUAUUUCUAUGAAAUUUCAACAACAUACAUUACCGUUAAAAAGCGAAGCUGAUAAUACAUUUACAACUCUCUUUCAAGACCAAUUAAAAUGCAUUAAUUCACGUUCAGAACAUAUUGAAUCUAAUUUAGGAAAUUUAAAUUUGAGUGAGGAAGGAAAUCGAGAAAAUCAAAAUUUAUAUCCGUUUUGUGAAAGUAAUUGUGAGGACAUACGAAAUGAACAGUGUUCAAUCGCUUCGAAUAGUCCAAACGUUACUACAACUUGUCCAUCAUUUCAACGAAUUCUUUAUACACAAAAUACAUAUCCUGAAGUUCAAACAUUGCGCUCAAAGCAUCAAAAUAUUAUUUUCCCUCAAACUCAACAAUCAAUAAGUCCUUAUUCUAUAUUAUUACAAGAACAAUGUAUUCAAAAUAGUUUAUAUCCUAAAGGUGAUUGCUUGAAAACUACGUAUCCAUCAUGUUAUAAGAUAGAUCAACAAAAUAAUCAAAUGCGCAAGCAAAUUCUAUCAUCUCAACAGCAACAAAAUAUUAUUAGUAAAAUAUUUCAGGAAGAAAGUAAAAGUCCAAUAACAAUACAACAGCAACAUAAAAAUUCUAUAAAUCAACAAAUAGAAAAUGAAAGUGCAAAUUCAAUUAUUUCUCAACAACAACAACCACAUAAAAAAAAUCAAUUCAAUAUGAUAAAUGACCAAUCAACAAAUUCCGAUUCACAACACUUUUCUGAAAAUUUACAAUAUCUGUCAGCAAAUACAAUCUCUCAACCACAAAAAGAUCAGCAUUUCAAUUACUAUCAAUGUACCCCAAAUUUAACAGAUAAAUACCAAUACUCAUUGACUCACCUAAUUCCAUCUCCACAGAAAUGUCUACAAAUUGGAACUAUAAUCGCAUGUCAGCCAAAAAUAGACAAUUAUAUGAGACACUCACAAAAUGUUGAACAACAACAACAGAUAAUACAUUCGCAAAGUCAAGAUUUUUCGAGUGUUCAAGUACCAUCACAUAUGAAAUAUCCAACUUGCCAAAAUUUGCAACAAAUAAAACACAUAAAACGACAAACACAACAAAUACAUAAAAUACAAAGCAAAAUUAAAGGUUCAGCAAACAAUAACCAAAAUGUUUUAACUGACCAAAAAUUAACAGUAACCGGUAUGUCUAAAGUGAUACCAUGUCAUUUAUGCCGUAAGAAACAAGUAUCUGAGCCAAUGAUUUAUUGUUCUGAUUGUGACUUUUAUAUGUCACGUUUCCGUCCGAAAAACUAAAUUUCUUUGUACAUUAUGAUAUAGUAAUUCUAUCAAUAAAUUUUGUAUUAUUUUUUUUUAAUAAUAAGUAUUCAGUAACUGGUAGUUGCAACCUAACAAGUAUGUGAUAACAAUAUUGAAACAAUAUUGCAAAAAUUUAUUUUAUAACAUAUUUAAAUAUA
This is a messenger RNA of Ceratosolen solmsi marchali, 6250 nucleotides long. It is a transcript of the gene ec, whose product is annotated as ubiquitin specific peptidase echinus. The record is from RefSeq and is a predicted model, not a curated record. The transcript has 10 exons. Lineage: Eukaryota; Metazoa; Arthropoda; Insecta; Hymenoptera; Agaonidae. The coding region runs from base 444 to 6089 and encodes 1881 amino acids.